This is a messenger RNA of Acanthoscelides obtectus, 618 nucleotides long. Lineage: Eukaryota; Metazoa; Arthropoda; Insecta; Coleoptera; Chrysomelidae. The record is from the annotation of a GenBank genome assembly.
AUGAAUACCAAAAUUAUUACUCAUGGUGAACCAGGGAAAUCACUAGGCAACACAAGAAGGAAUUGUCCAUAUCAGGAAAUAUUUGGUUUCAGUUCCCAAAUUGUUCAGUGACAUGGAAGAUGCUGACUACUAUACAGGGUUAUCCAAAUUAAGUGUCCACCAUUAGUAACUUUGUUAUUAGUGAAAAUACAAAGUUGUUUGAAUUAGCAAACUAGUAGCAUUUUUAACGCUGGUAAAAAUGAGAAAUAAAAAAAAAAAAUUGAGAGUCGUUAUUUUGAUUUUUUUCAGUAAAAUAACAUUUUUUUAAAUGGAAACCCCUCUAUAUUAUAUUUUUUUCUGUUAAAGCAUCAAAUUUUAAACAAAAAAGCUUAUAAUAACUUUUCUCCUAGGUUACAAAUUGUUGAAGUUAUGGCCUCCAAUCUGAAACAAUUAAAUUGUAUCGACAAACUUUAUUUUCAACAUCAACUUAUAAUCUUACAAAAUACAAUAACAAUUUUUUUUAAAGAAGAUGCUCGAAAACACCACCUUGUUCUUCGAUACAUUUUUGGGCACGUUUUUCAACUGCUCGAACUGUCUUAAGUAUGGUCCUACCAUCUAUCUGGGUUAUCUUUUCCCUAA